UUUCUGGAGUUUUUCCUCGAUUUUCUUCUUUUUCCCAUGCCCGCCGCUCCUCCUCUGCGCGGAGGGCGGGUGGCUCAGCCCUUCAGGGAUGGUUCAGGGCCAACAUGGCCGCCACCAUGAAGAAGGCGGCUGCGGAAGAUGUCAAUGUCACUUUUGAAGAUCAGCAGAAAAUUAACAAGUUUGCAAGAAAUACCAGCAGGAUCACAGAGCUGAAAGAAGAAAUAGAAGUGAAAAAGAAACAGCUUCAGAAUCUGGAGGAUGCCUGUGAUGACAUCAUGCUGCUGGAUGAUGCUGAUUCCCACCUGAUUCCCUACCAGAUUGGGGAUGUGUUCAUCAGUCAUUCCCUGGAGGAGACACAGGAGAUGCUGGAGGAGGCAAAGAGAAGUUUACAAGAGGAAAUCGAAGCAUUGGAAUCCCGAGUGGAGUCGAUCCAGGGGGUGUUGUCUGACCUCAAAGUUCAGCUCUAUGCAAAGUUUGGAAAUAACAUAAAUCUGGAGGCUGAGGACAGUUAAAGCUUUUCUAAACACAACACCCAACUUUUCCUUAGGUUAUUAAAUGUUUUGAUAACAGUGCUGCAAUUACAUUUGAGAAAAGAAAAUCUGUCCCAUUCUUUUUGUUGGUUUAUUUUUUUUUUACUUUCCUGUAAAGUUCUGUAUAUUUAAUGAGAACUUCCUUAUUUUGGUUAUUGCAGUUAUUUAUUUAUUCAGGAAAACAACAGACUUCAGAUUGGAAUAUUUGCAUUGUUUGUUAAGGCAAUAAAGCCAGGCAUGUAUUGGA
This is a messenger RNA of Cyanistes caeruleus (blue tit), 777 nucleotides long. RefSeq names its product prefoldin subunit 4 (gene PFDN4). Gene Ontology annotation, biological process: protein folding. NCBI's taxonomy places the organism in Eukaryota, Metazoa, Chordata, Aves, Passeriformes, Paridae. The record is from RefSeq and is a predicted model, not a curated record. Gene Ontology annotation, cellular component: cytoplasm; prefoldin complex.